Messenger RNA from Lactuca saligna, 1335 nucleotides. NCBI's taxonomy places the organism in Eukaryota, Viridiplantae, Streptophyta, Magnoliopsida, Asterales, Asteraceae. The record is from the annotation of a GenBank genome assembly.
AUGAAGAAGAAGAGAGCAGGAACAUCACUUAAAGCACAAGUGGAAGAAAAGAAACCCAAAGUCACAGUUAAACAUGAGACAUCUGAGGAGGAAGAAUCAGAAGGUGAAGAAGAAACACAAGUAGUUGAAGAAGUAGAGGAAGAAGAAGAAGAAGAAGAAGUUGAAGAGGUAGAGGUUGAAGAAGAGGAAGAAGAGGAUGAGGAAGAAGAAGAAGAAGAGGAAGAAGAAGAGGAGGAGGAAGAAGAAGAAGAAGAGGAAGAUGAAGAAGAAGAUGAUGAGAGUUCUAAAAAGGAGACUCUUAAGAAGCUUUUAGAGCCAUUAUCAAAAGCCAAGAUCAUUGAUUUCAUCAAAGAAGCAGCUCUGAGUGACACUUCAAUAAUGGCUACCCUCACCCAGACUGCUGAGGUGGACCCCGCCCACCGCAAGAUCUUUGUCUACGGCCUUGGCUGGGACGCCACAUCAGACCAAGUCCUCUCCGUCUUCAAACCUUACGGUGAUAUCGAAGAAUGCAAAGUUUUAAUGGAUAAGGUAACGGGAAAAGCCAAAGGCUACGGCUUUGUUCUCUUCAAGACCCGAAGAAGCGCACAAAAAGCCCUCAAACAAACACAGAAAAAGAUAGGAUCCCGCAUGGCAUCUUGCCAGCUGGCUUCUGCAGGUCCAGGUGGACCCACCAACAACCAGACCGGUGUCACUGCCACGUCAGAUCCAGCGGGACGAAAGAUCUUCGUCGCAAACGUCGGGUCCCACGUGAAUCCGAACGCGCUCAAGUCCUACUUCACAAAGUUUGGAGAAAUCGAGGAUGGGCCGUUGGGGAUGGACAAUGCAAGUGGAAAGUUCAAAGGUUUUGCCAUGUUUGUGUAUAAGACAGUUGAAGGCUGCAAGAAGGCUUUGGAGGAACCGAAUAAGGUUUUUGAUGGUUGUCAGUUGCAUUGCAGACAAGCUGUGGAUAAUCAACGUGGUGGAAAUAAAAGCAACAAAAAGGCGCAAAUGGGUAUUAUGAAUAAUAUGUCUAAUAAUCAGCAGCAGAGUGAGAUUGGGAAUGUGGGGUAUGGUUAUGCUCCUCCUCAGCUUAUGAAUAUGAAUCCGAUGUUAGUGUCUGCUUUAAAUCAGAAUAGUGUAGCUCCAGCACAGCAGUCUUUUGGUCUGAAUGGUGGUUAUGGAAUGAAUACAGUUAACCCAAACAUGAUUGCAAGUUAUGGUUCUCAGUUAGGGUUAGCAUACCAGAAUAAUAAUGUUUCUCAGGUGGGACGUUCUUCAGGUGGCACAACACCAGCACUGCCAGCUAGGCAACAACAAUCUGGAGGUGGGAAUUUUCCUUCAUACCUUGGUCGCUAG